AUCUCGGCGGACGACGAAGCGGCGAUAGCGAAAGAGGGAGAGAAGGAAGGGGAAGGAGACGCCGGAGAAGCAGAAGAGCACAGCCGCAAUGGCGAGAGAGAGUCGCGGAUGAAGUUCGCCGGAGAAACCGCCAUGGAUCGCCAUUUUACGCCUUUCCCAGUCUUCUAUUUCGCGUGUUUCCCAUCGCCUCGUCCUCUCGUCGGUGCUAACCACACCUCCGCCCGCUUCUGCGCUCGUUAAUUGAUACCUGUUUGUUUCAGUUAGGGUUUCAAUUUUGAUUCAUUUUCUGUGUUCGUUGAGAAAUAGUCAUACAUAGGUAUUCUUUGAUCUGUUAUUUCCCGGCUAUGGAGCCGGCGGAAAAGCGGUGCUCGGUGGGAAACCUCCUCGUCCGGGCGCUCCUCAUCUUCGUGUCUGUUUUCCUCCUCCGAUUCGUGUACGUUGUCACUAUCUACGGCGGUUCCUGCACCGCCGGUGACAAUUGCUUCUUUUCUUUGCCGGGGGAAUCUCUUGCACUUGCGGGAUCGUCCGGAGGUGUCGUAGCUUCUUCCUCCAUCGCCUCAGCUGAUGCCGGCCUUGGAUACCCCGCGGAUCCAGCCGUCCGAUCCCUCUGGACCAGCCGAGAGUGGCGGAAGGCUGUCGAGUUCUAUUCCUCCGUGAUGCAGGAUCUCGUGGUGGAAGGAUUUCUCUCCCAGGACUCUAAGUGCCUGUGCGUGGACACCCCUGCUGGAUAUGAGGUGCUCGCUCUCAAGGAGAUCGGAGUCCCUGAUGCGGUCGGCAUUGCUAAGAAAAGCGCGCCACCGCUGGUAGUUGCCGGUGGCGAUCCUCUCUUUCUGCCGUUCAAAAAUGCCACCUUUGACUUCGUGUUUGCAGGGCAGAGUCUAGAUCAAAGCAAAUGGCCUGCGGAUCUUGCUGCAGAGAUCGCAAGGACGCUGAGACCUCAUUGGUUCCUUGUUGUGCUCACUACCUCCGCUGGAGAUUCCUACAGUCUCCACUCCCUCGCCCAACUUUUCCCUGGCUUCAUAAAUGUUCGAUCGAGGGAUAUCAACCAUUGGGAUUCGAAGUCUCAGCCUCUCCGUGAGAUAGUUUUUCAGAAACAAGAAGGCGUACACAUUGUUUUUACAAAGGUUAAUUCUCAUGAUGAAUGUCCAGUUCUAGAGCACAAGCUCCAGAUUCUUCAGUUAGCAGAGCCUCUGAUUGAGGAGGAGCCUUUAAAGCCAUGGAUCACCCUCAAGAGGAACAUCCAGAAUGUCAAGUAUUUACCAUCAAUUGCUGAUAUAAGCUUCAAGCAAAGGUAUAUUUAUGUCGAUGUUGGUGCUCGGAGCUAUGGCUCAAGCAUUGGUAGCUGGUUCAGGAAACAGUACCCUAAGCAGAAUCACACUUUUGAGAUAUAUGCUAUUGAAGCUGACACAGCAUUUCACAAAGAGUAUGCCACUAAGAAAGGUGUAAACUUGCUGCCUUUCGCUGCAUGGGUGCGCAAUGAAACUUUGACAUUUGAGAUUAAUCACGAUCCAGAUAACCAUGAUGUAGAGCAAGGCCGAGGAAUGGGUCGUAUCAGGCCUUUUGGGGCCUCUGAUGGUCGCGUUUCAACAGGUUCUGUGCAUGCAAUUCAGGGAUUUGAUUUCGCUGCUUGGCUGAAGAGGACAUUUACUGAGAAAGACUAUGUUGUGAUGAAGAUGGAUGUUGAGGGGACUGAAUUUGAUCUGAUACCGAGGCUGUUCAAGACAGGAGCUAUCUGUCUGAUCGACGAGCUCUUUCUUGAGUGUCACUACAAUAGAUGGCAGAAAUGCUGCCCUGGACAGAGGAGUCCAAAAUACCAAAACACAUACGGGAAAUGCUUGAAGCUCUUCACGUCACUUCGGGAUAGUGGAGUUCUAGUUCACCAAUGGUGGUAAUCAGUAUUUGAUAAUUGUCUUAUGGAAUUUGUUCUGCACACAGUACACUACUUCUGUAUGUUCAGUUCUUCAUUGUUGCAGUAAAGGAGACGCUUUUAUGUUUGAUAGGGUUUUAACCAAGAAAUGCGUAGCUAUGAACAAUCAUAGUUACCUAGCUGUUAUUUUCAUGAAUGAGGAGGCUAAUUCUUUUCUGUUGUGAUUUAAUUCUUUCUAGUAUGUAAGACAUCUGGACUGUUGAACUUUUAAGCAUGUGCUCUAUUUGUUCACUCAA
Messenger RNA from Zingiber officinale, 2163 nucleotides. RefSeq lists its product as uncharacterized. The transcript has a single exon. Gene Ontology annotation, molecular function: S-adenosylmethionine-dependent methyltransferase activity. NCBI's taxonomy places the organism in Eukaryota, Viridiplantae, Streptophyta, Magnoliopsida, Zingiberales, Zingiberaceae. Bases 345 to 1892 code for a protein of 515 amino acids. The record is from RefSeq and is a predicted model, not a curated record.